Molecule: messenger RNA, 3610 nt
Organism: Anguilla rostrata (American eel)
Lineage: Eukaryota; Metazoa; Chordata; Actinopteri; Anguilliformes; Anguillidae
Product: homeobox protein Hox-A10-like
Exons: 4
Coding region: 1153-2211 (352 amino acids)
Biological process (GO): regulation of transcription by RNA polymerase II
Cellular component (GO): nucleus
Molecular function (GO): RNA polymerase II cis-regulatory region sequence-specific DNA binding; DNA-binding transcription factor activity, RNA polymerase II-specific
Source: RefSeq, a predicted model, not a curated record
AUAUAUUUUAUGUUACACAAUAAACUCAGUUUUUUUCUCCAAGCUGUAACUGAAUACCCAUAUGUUAUUUUUUUUCUUCAUGUACAUUCACAUUAGUGUACAAUGUCUAAAUGUAAUAUUCGUUUUCAUUUAGACAUUGGAAAGGAAAUGUUUUUCUUAAAGGCUAUUUUAUCAAGUGAAAUAUUCAAUUUCUGCGCACGGGACGAGGAAUAAGUUUUGGGUUUAUUGAAAUAUGCAGUAAAUAUUUGUAAUUCGUAGUCCUUCUGUCUAUGUAAACAACAAUGUACCUGUUCAUGACUGCUGCUGAUAUAUAUUGGUACCAGGUGUUAUGCUACAAAUCUGCGAUUUUUGUUGUCGCAUUUUUGGCUUUGAACUUCUUUGUAGCCUAACUUUUCGCCACCCCUACAGCCUUGGAAUUAGGAAGUUUCCUCCGGUGUCCACUCGCGCUGUCAGUGACGUAGUGCCCUGCAGUGUGAAAACGUCCAGUUACCUCUCCGAACGUUAUGGGCUGCGAUAUCUCGUGCGCACGGCCGUCUAUAGACCAAUAAACAAAGACCUAGGGUUUAUGGUUGUGGCAUUCCGUCGUGGUCCGGUUCGGCGCAUCCUUUGAGCGUCUGUGGAAUCCCGACCUAAUUACGACACAUCCUCCCCGUUGCCGCAGCAACCGGGCCAUAAAGGCCGCCUGUGUCUGGGGCGUUUGCAAGAUUGGAGCGCGGUGCAAUAAACCGUCUGAGAACCAAGGUUAUUAACUGUUGCUAAGAAUACGACAACAACAGCAGCAGCAGCAGCGAUUGAAAACCCGAUGCGUGCGGAUCGUUGCGGCUUCAUUCGUUAACUUCAGGCGUCCUGCAUUGGCUCCGGUGUUUGCCAGUCUUCCUCCCACUGAGGUUUCUCCACUGGGCGGCGCUCUUUCGAUCAAUGUCAUUGUCGAGGGAAGGGAAACGCCAACAGGAUCCCACCCGAAACCUCCGCGACUCGCUGUUUGCCUUUUUUGCCUCAAACGCGCGUACAGACCGAGAUGGAUAUGACCCCGUGUUGUUACGUGGCUCGGGAGGGGCGGAGUCUUCUUUCUUCAGAAGUUUCAAUUGGUUUUCUGUUUUCACAGUGUAGUGGGGGUAUCGCUAAUCAUAUUCGGCAUGUUUUGCACAAGAAAUGUCAGCCAGAAAGAGCUAUCUUCUCCCUUCGCCAAAUUACACCACAACAAUGUCAUGCUCCGGCAGCCCUCCAGGAAACUCAUUUUUGGUGGACUCCUUGAUCAGCGUCAGAGGCGAAAGCUGCGGACCCUACUAUCAGGGUAGCAGCGCGUGCGUGCCGCCCGCCUCCGAGCUGCCCUACGGACUACCAAACUGUGGAUUUUUUCCAGGACUGGGGAAACGCAACGAGCCCAGCUCUCAAAACAUGGUCCCCGCGUCCAGCCCCUACAUGCCCGUGACGGAUACAUGGCUGGACGCCUCGAGGUCGUGCCGCGUGAACCAGCCGGCCGUGAGCCAGCACGUCACCCCAUGCUUCUCUCCGAACAUUAAAGAGGAGAACGCUUACUGUGUCUACGAGUCGCAGAAGUGUCCCAAACCGUCAGCCGCAGAAGACCUCUCCUAUACCAGGUUGACUUCAGCCGCGGGCUCAGUCAGUGACAGCGUCAAUGUCCCCAUGCCUGGCUACUUCCGCCUGUCUCAAACCCACGCGCACACUAAGGUUUAUCACGGCGUUCAGUCCAACCUGCCCCACUUUGACCCGCAGCCCCCGGUUCGCUUUGACACCCCGCCUUCAUCAUCCUCUACCUCGGCGGAGAUGGCCCGGAAGGGGAGCGAGGAGGCGUCUUCACUGAGCGCCGCGCGCGCGCCUCGGAGAGAGGAGACACGAGCUUCGUCGGCAGACGAGUCAUCUGGUCCGGAGGCCCCAGACGCGUACAAGGACAGCCCGGGGACCGGCAGUAAAGGAAAUUCAAAAAGUGAAAAUGCAGCCAACUGGCUGACAGCGAAAAGCGGGCGGAAGAAACGGUGCCCCUACACCAAGCACCAGACCCUCGAGCUAGAGAAGGAGUUCCUCUUCAACAUGUACCUGACUCGCGAGCGUCGCCUAGAGAUCAGUCGUAACGUCCACCUGACGGACAGACAAGUCAAAAUCUGGUUCCAGAACCGCCGUAUGAAACUGAAGAAAAUGAAUCGCGAAAACAGAAUUCGGGAGCUUACUGCAAAUUACAGUUUUUCGUGAUUCAAAUUUUAUUUGAGCUGUCUGAAUUCGACACCUUCCACAGUCAAGUUUGCGUGAGGCACAUCCGGUUUUAAGGAUGCCCCCAUGUUUGCAUAUCUGUGUAAGAUACUGUUUAUUCGUGGGUGUUUCUUUCAUGAAUAGUUUCAUGUUGGUGGUUUUCCCCCCCUCAAUCGUCCUUGAUUUGUCCAUUUUGAUUUGCAUUUCUUUUCUCUUGUCUGUUGCAUCACGAUGUUUUUUUUGUUUUAUUUUAUUUUAUUUUUUAUCGGACGGACGGGGAAAAGCAAACUGAUGUGAACAAAGCUUGAAAGAGCAAAUUAAUAUUAAUCCUUCGAAGUAGGAAUUUGGGUGUAUGGAUUUCGACGUUUAUUGUAGCCUAUUGAUGGACUGGCCCAAAUUCUAUUUAGUGAGAGCUGUGCAUGUUUUUUUUUAAAACCAAACACUUUCUGAAAAAUUAGCUUUUUAAAGCAUUUGCCAAUGUGAAAAAAAAUGAUGUAAAUUAUGAUCUUCGCAAAUAAUAAAUCCUCUCAAGGACUGAAUGGACUUCUAGUCCUUAUCCGAAAGCUGGUGUAGAUAUUCCUGUAAAACCCGAUUGUAUAUAUAUAAUAUAAUAUAUAAUAUAUAUUUUAAUAUCUGUUCGCUUUCAGGAGAUAUGUGUUUUAUUCAAUAAAGGGAAAAAUAAGAAUUUCAUUCUUAAUUGGCAUUUUGGUUUGGAGCAGAUGGCAGAUGUGUAACGGGAGAAUUAUAUUGGGUCACUGUGAAAAACAAAAAACUUUUUUUAUUAUAUAUAUAUAUAUAUAUAUAUAAAUAUAUAUAUAUAUAUAAAAUGAACUUAUUGUGUAAAUACAGUUUCAAAUGUUUCAUCGAGUGGUGUUCUGUGUGUUCCGUUAUUAAUAAAUUGUCGGCACAAAACAUACACAAAACAACAUUUUUUGUGGAAAUGUUUUCGUUUGUGUGUGUGCGUAUGUGCGGGCAAUGGGCUUGUUACAGCGUUAUUAAAGUAUGUUAAACCUUUUUUUCUGCUGGUUUUAAUUGAAAUUAGUCUGUCUUGUGUCGUCUUCCUUACCGCUGAUGUUGUAACCCAUUUAAAUAUUACCUAGACGGCCAUAAUCCGUGUGGAACCAGUAUUCCAAGAGGUUUGCCGGCAUUCGUGGAGUUUUAUGACUGGCUCGUAUAUGUGGAUUGUCCUUUUCCUGUACACGAGGCCGCAGUUCAGUACAGGCUUCCCGGGCGGAGAGGACGCAGACGCAACUACGUUCGAGCAGGAGACCCGUGUUCGAUCCGCCGCGAGGACGCCGAGACCACAAACCCUCCAACCGCGGCUGUAAAUUCGCCAAAGAACCGGCCUACGGUGCAGGAUGACCCGAAGCGUUUCUGAAGACGGCUGGUGUCAAUAUACAUU